Messenger RNA from Carya illinoinensis, 890 nucleotides. Its product is annotated as eggshell protein 2A-like. NCBI's taxonomy places the organism in Eukaryota, Viridiplantae, Streptophyta, Magnoliopsida, Fagales, Juglandaceae. The coding region runs from base 147 to 614 and encodes 155 amino acids. The transcript has a single exon. The record is from RefSeq and is a predicted model, not a curated record.
CUGCUAACAUUCAUGGAGGCUCCGGCCUCAACUGUCCAAGAGCCUCCACAUAAAUGCUCUUUUUCAGCCUUCCCAGCUUAAAUAUUCCCUCCCAUGAACACUGAUCUUAUCAUACUUGCACUCAUCUUGUUGAAAAAGCCUACACAAUGAAACCCUUAACCUGCUUUGUCUUGGCCAUUCUAGCACUGAUCAUCAGUACUGCUUCGGUCUCUCUAGCCACCCGACCCGGAUCUGGUGGAUCCUUAUCAAACCAGCUCAGCCACUCCAAGGGCAAAAACGGCAAAAAAGAUGAUGAGAAUAAUGGUGGCACGGGAGGGUACUUUGGUCCUGGAGGUGGGUUUGACAUACCCGGGUUCGGGAAAGGUUGGGGAGGAAAUGGGUUCGGAGGAGGGUAUGGAGGCGGGUAUGGAGAUCCGAGUGGAGGGCAUUCCAAUGGCGGUGUAAUAAGGCCAACGCUUGUAUGCAAAGAAACGGGUCCAUGUUACAACAAGAAGCUGACGUGUCCAGCCAAGUGCUUCACUUCCUCUAGCAGGUCAGGGAAGGGUUACGGAGGCGGUGGCGGAGGCGGUGGAUGCACCAUAGAUUGCAAGAAGAAAUGUAUUGCCUAUUGCUAGAUGUAUGCAUUAAUUGUCAUAGACUCGUAGGCAUGCUCUACUUGCCUGUAAUAGUUUCUAUAUAUAUAUAUAUAUAUGUUGAGUACUACUAGCUAUAAAGUAAUCAUAGAGUUUUUAGAUAUAUAUGCUAUGGUCUUGGGAUCAUUAGGGUGUUAUAAAAAAUAAUGAAGUGGAGAAUAUAUAUAUAUAUAUAUAUAUGUAUGAAGUAGCCGCUUAAUUAUAGUAGUGAUGCGAAUGAAUGUACUUUUUUUUAUAAAGAGUAAUUUUCAUCAUAAA